GGCAGCCCCGGAGCUCACAGUGUCUACAAACUGCCCAGCAGUCAGGGAGCCAAGGUGCACACAGUGCUCCCAGCAGCCAGCCAGGCGAGCCGCAGGCCGUGUGAUCGUCCCUCUGCACCAUGGACGUACAUCUCUUUGACUACGCGGAGCCAGGGAACUACUCCGAUAUCCACUGGCCCUGCAACAGCAGUGACUGCAUUGUCGUGGACACCGUGCAGUGCCCCGCCAUGCCCAACAAGAGUGUCUUGCUGUACACGCUCUCUUUCGUCUACAUCUUCAUCUUCGUGAUCGGCAUGAUCGCCAACUCCGUGGUGGUCUGGGUGAACAUCCAGGCCAAGACCACGGGCUACGACACACACUGCUACAUCCUGAACCUGGCUGUCGCUGACCUGUGCGUGGUCAUCACCAUCCCCGUCUGGGUGGUCAGCCUCGUGCAGCAUAACCAGUGGCCCAUGGGCGAGCUCACGUGCAAGGUCACGCACCUCAUCUUCUCCAUCAACCUCUUCGGCAGUAUCUUCUUCCUCACGUGCAUGAGUGUGGACCGGUACCUGUCCCUCACCUACUUCCCCAACACGUCCAGCUGCAAGAAGAAGAUGGUGCGCCGUGCGGUCUGUGUCCUCGUGUGGCUGCUGGCCUUUGGUGUGUCCCUGCCGGACACCUACUACCUAAAGACUGUCACGUCCGCUUCCAACAAUGAGACCUACUGCAGGUCCUUCUACCCCGAGCACAGCGUCAAGGAGUGGCUGAUAGGCAUGGAGCUGGUCUCGGUCAUCUUGGGCUUUGCCGUCCCUUUCUCCGUCAUUGCCGUCUUCUACUUCCUGCUCGCCAGGGCCAUCUCGGCUUCCGGCGACCAAGAGAAGCACAGCAGCCGGAAGAUCAUCUUCUCCUACGUGGUGGUCUUCCUGGUAUGCUGGCUGCCGUACCACGCCGUGGUGCUUCUGGACCUCUGCUCCAUCCUGCACUACAUCCCGUUCACCUGCCAGCUGGAGAACGCCCUCUUCACGGCGCUGCACGUCACGCAGUGCCUGUCCCUGGUGCACUGCUGUGUCAACCCCGUGCUCUACAGCUUCAUCAACCGCAACUACAGGUACGAGCUGAUGAAGGCCUUCAUCUUCAAGUACUCGGCCAAAACAGGCCUGACCAAGCUCAUCGACGCCUCCAGAGUGUCAGAGACCGAGUACUCGGCACUGGAGCAGAGCACCAAGUGACCUGCCCCGCGGAGCGUGGGACCGUGUGCUUGCUGUUGUCAGUGGGGCACUGAGCCCCGUGGUUCCUAGAGGAAAGCAAAGUCACUUCAGGCCUUGAUGCUUCAGGGCCAUGAAGAGGAGGAGGUAAGCCGCUAUGGUGGCUGUCGCCUGGCCUCCUACUUUGACCGUGCGUGUCAGGCAGGACUGUGUGUCACGGCCACCUUCCAGACAGGCGUUCCUGGACAUCUGUACAAUAGAACCUUUUGUGAUUGCUGAGUUUUUUAUAUGGUGACCUGUAUUUAAGUUUUAAGACUUUAUUUUCUCAAUAUUGGUGUACCUUAUAAAUGUAUUUGAAAGCUAAAUAUAUUUUAAAUAUUGUAUGGGAGGUUAUAAAGUUGAUGCGUUCAGAUUGUUGUAGGCAUAAGAUUAGCUUGACUACACAUGGCAUUGUUAGCUGAUUUGGAAUUAUAUAUAUAUAUAAAUAUAUAAAUAUAUAUAAAUAUAUGCCAGGCUUGGCUGAAAUGUUUUAUUUACAGUAGUUUUAUUUCUGUGUGGGUUUUUGUACCAGCAGAAAUUAUGGAACGAAAACUGCUCUGUAAUGCAGUUUGUGACGUGAAUAGUAUUGUAAAGUUACUUUUGAAACAAAACUGUUCCCAGCCGCAACUCCAUGAACAAAGGGAAUAGAGAUUUCUCUCGAUUUGUAAGUUAUUUUUUUAAAUAAAGAUUUUUGUUUCCUAA
Molecule: messenger RNA, 1925 nt
Organism: Jaculus jaculus (lesser Egyptian jerboa)
Lineage: Eukaryota; Metazoa; Chordata; Mammalia; Rodentia; Dipodidae
Gene: Ackr3
Product: atypical chemokine receptor 3
Exons: 2
Coding region: 120-1208 (362 amino acids)
Biological process (GO): angiogenesis; vasculogenesis; G protein-coupled receptor signaling pathway
Cellular component (GO): membrane
Molecular function (GO): chemokine binding; coreceptor activity; G protein-coupled receptor activity
Source: RefSeq, a predicted model, not a curated record